AAAUCCAUCAAUCACAGACUUCUUUAUGCAGCGAAGAUCUCUCCAGAGAGUUACAAGGAUUUUACAGAUCAUUGUGAGAAGCUUUUCAAAAAACUGCUAAAAUCCAACCUAGGAGAAUCAAUCUCAGGCCUACUGCUGGUCUAUCCCACCUGUGUCAUCCACAUCAUUGAGUCUAGCAGUGAAAUCUUGUACGGAAUUAUUCAAGAUUUAGCCCACAUUCAGAAGGAUGGUGUGAAGCUCUUCCAGCAAUGGUAUUUCCACAUAAUGAGGCUUCAGUCCCAUUAUCCUGAUGAUGUUACACAAACCCAAUCAGAGGAGGAGGUGGUGGAAAGGUGCAUCACAACUUUGUUGAAACUCGGGAUCUUCUUGUCUGAAAUGCUGCAGCCUGGCAGUAAAGGUCCUGGAGUGGAUCUGCAGGGUUUGGCACCUGAAAUGUGUGUCCAAGAAGAGAUCAUCCAUUUUCUCAUCAAGUCUAACAGGUUUCUGAAACCAGCAGAGUUCCUAGCAAUGUAUGACAGAACCGUGAAUGUCUCCAGCGUUUCAGAUGAACUCUGGCCAGCCUCUCAACACUUCUACCUAUAG
Staurois parvus is the source of this 582-nucleotide messenger RNA. Lineage: Eukaryota; Metazoa; Chordata; Amphibia; Anura; Ranidae. The record is from the annotation of a GenBank genome assembly.